AUGGCUACAGAAACAAAGAAAAAUUCACACUCACCGCCGAGUGCUUUGUCAGGGGCUCCGCUGCUGAAAGGCCGCGACUUCCAACCUGCCCUAAAACAAACGUCAUGUAAACAGGGCUGUUUCAAGUUGAAGAAUGUAAAAGCUCUCAGAAAAACAAUGACCCAGCACGGCCACGGCAACACUGAUCUAGAGGCUUACUGCAACAGCUACACUGUUGCGUGCGAGGGCAGCGUGCACGACAGCCCGCUGGAGUUCAAGGACAUCAUGCCGGACAACCCGCGCGACUACGACAAAAUGGCUCCCCCGAAGGGCGGCAACGAGCCCACCACCGUCUUCUUCCACGUCACUGUCAUGAGCCUCGACUCCAUCGACGAAAGCUCCAUGACAUACGCCGCGGACAUCUUCUUCGCCCAAAGCUGGAAGGACUGGCGUCUGCGUCUUCCCGAUAACAUGACCCACGACUACCGUCUGUUGCCCGUCAAUUGGCUCAAGGAUAUUUGGCGGCCGGAUUCUUUCUUCAAGAACGCGAAGCAAGUCACCUUCCAGGAAAUGACCAUCCCCAAUCACUACAUCUGGCUCUAUCAAGAUAAUACCAUUCUCUAUAUGGUCAAGCUGACUCUGGUGUUGUCAUGUGCGAUGAACUUCCAGAUUUACCCUCACGACACUCAGGAGUGCCAUAUGAAGAUUGAGAGUCUAUCACACACGACGGAUGACUUGGUCUUCAUGUGGGACCCAAAUGUGCCUCUCGAAGUGGAUCGGAAUAUCGAACUUCCACAACUCGAUUUGGUAAAGAAAUACACCGGCGAUUGUACGCAAGUUUACUCAACAGGGAACUUCACCUGCCUGGAGAUCGUGUUCACCUUCAAGCGCCGACUCGGCUACUAUCUCUUCCACACGUACGUCCCGACCUGCCUCAUCGUCAUCAUGUCCUGGAUCAGCUUCUGGAUCCGGCCGGAGGCGGUGCCGGCGCGGGUCACAUUGGGGGUCACGUCGCUCCUCACGCUCUCCACGCAGCACGCCAAUUCGCAGAAGGCGCUGCCGCCAGUGUCCUAUAUUAAGGCCAUAGACGUGUUCAUGUCCUCGUGCACGGUGUUCGUGUUCUUCUCCCUGAUGGAGUACGCGCUCGUCAACGUGGUGUUGGGCGACGUGCCGGAGGAGUACAAGAAGACGAGGCCGAGGACGCUCAUGCACUUACCCAACAAACAGUUGGAGGCCAUCACCACCAUCACCUCCCCCCUGGCCUCACCUGCCAACGGUCUCUCUCCGCUGGAGAUGAUGGCAGCCAGCUCUUGUCCGGCGCACCUCUCUCCGGCUCCGCACAUCACGACCACCCACAUGGUCAACGGGCCUGUCUUCCACCACGGUAUGCAGCACACAACUCAGCAUAGCACUAUCCAGCACAGUGUUAACUUCGGCCUGCCUCCUCCUCCGCCGCCGCCGCCGAUAGGAAACGUAAAAGCUAAUCAGGGACACACGCGACGUCGAGAGAAGGCCAUCCUGAUCGACCGCGUGUCCCGCAUCCUGUUCCCGAUGUCCUUCACUGUCCUAAACGUCAUCUACUGGAGCGUCUUCGUCGUCAAGUGGUUCUGA
This is a messenger RNA of Penaeus indicus, 1590 nucleotides long. RefSeq names its product glycine receptor subunit alpha-4-like. Gene Ontology annotation, cellular component: plasma membrane; neuron projection; synapse. NCBI's taxonomy places the organism in Eukaryota, Metazoa, Arthropoda, Malacostraca, Decapoda, Penaeidae. The coding region runs from base 1 to 1590 and encodes 529 amino acids. The transcript has 11 exons. The record is from RefSeq and is a predicted model, not a curated record. Gene Ontology annotation, molecular function: excitatory extracellular ligand-gated monoatomic ion channel activity; transmembrane signaling receptor activity; chloride channel activity. Gene Ontology annotation, biological process: chloride transmembrane transport; signal transduction; nervous system process.